Molecule: messenger RNA, 4277 nt
Organism: Myripristis murdjan (pinecone soldierfish)
Lineage: Eukaryota; Metazoa; Chordata; Actinopteri; Holocentriformes; Holocentridae
Gene: cnot4a
Product: CCR4-NOT transcription complex, subunit 4a
Exons: 13
Coding region: 281-2665 (794 amino acids)
Biological process (GO): protein ubiquitination
Cellular component (GO): CCR4-NOT complex
Molecular function (GO): RNA binding; ubiquitin-protein transferase activity; metal ion binding
Source: RefSeq, a predicted model, not a curated record
UUUAAUGCUAGCUAAGAUGGUGGUUUGAGAGCGUAAACUGUCUACAAUACCAAGACAAGAAAGGGGCGAAACAUCCAUAUAGCCUUUUUAAUUAUCGAAAAACAGUACACCUACAGUUACCUUAAGUAUCUAUUUAUAGAAAUUUUGACAUUUCAGAUACAUUGGCUUGCAGUCCCCGCCCAAUUUGGUGUGACUCCCUUGGACUGGAAUCCUUAGCUAAAAACGGACAGGCUUUGUGCUCUGUGACCAGCUUCAACACCUACCCUUGCCGUGCCAUAGGAUGUCCCACAGCCCUGAGAUGAAGGACGACCCCAUGGAGUGCCCCCUGUGCAUGGAGCCGCUGGAGAUUGAUGACGUCAACUUCUUCCCCUGCACCUGCGGCUACCAGAUAUGCCGCUUCUGCUGGCAUCGCAUCCGCACAGACGAAAAUGGCCUCUGCCCCGCCUGCAGAAAGCCGUACCCAGAGGACCCUGCUGUGUACAAGCCCCUGUCACAGGAGGAGAUCCAAAGGAUAAAGAAUGAGAAGAAGCAGAAGCAGAAUGAGAAGAAGCAGAAAGUGACGGAAAACCGUAAGCAUUUGGCUAGUGUCCGAGUGGUCCAGCGAAACCUGGUGUUUGUGGUGGGACUGUCACAACGGCUCGCCGACCCCGAGGUCCUAAAAAGGCCAGAGUACUUUGGGAAGUUUGGGAAAAUUCAUAAAGUGGUCAUCAACAACAGCACAUCUUAUGCAGGUUCACAGGGGCCUAGUGCCAGCGCUUACGUCACUUACAUCCGCUCUGAAGAUGCUCUUAGAGCAAUACAGUGUGUGAACAAUGUGGUUGUUGAUGGUAGAACACUCAAGGCUUCUUUAGGCACAACAAAAUACUGCAGUUACUUCCUCAAAAGUAUGCAGUGUCCCAAGCCAGAUUGUAUGUAUCUACAUGAGCUGGGAGACGAAGCAGCUAGCUUUACUAAAGAGGAGAUGCAGGCGGGAAAACACCAGGAGUAUGAGCAGAAACUUCUCCAAGACCUCUAUAAAAUGAACCCCAGCUUUCUACAACCUCCAGCAUGUGGAAUAGAGAAGUCAAAGAGUAAAUCCAACUCUGCACAGAGAACCAACAAUGGCAAUGGUAAAGACGGGUGGCCAACGCUGUCAGGGCAUAACAAACUGGCCAAUGGGCUCUCAGAGGACCGCAAGUCCCCUCCGCUGCUAGACUGCUAUCUAGACCAAGAAGUUAUUACUUCAGAUGGGCUGGAUACAGAGCUGGGUCCAGGCCAGAGCACUGCCCUGUCGCCCUUCUCAUCUAACUGUGACAGUAACAGUCCCAGUGACAAACCCUCAGAAUCAAUGAGUAUGGUGAAUGGAGAGACUUUACAGCAGAUACCCAACAGUGACUCCCCCUCCCCUCCCCCGGGCUUAACCAAGCCUAGCCUGGUGGUGCCCAUCAGCGUGUCAGACCUCACAGCCCGCUCACCCUUUGAGGGCGCGGCGGCAGAGUCCCAGUCGCUCUUUUCAGACAACAGUAACUUCAGACAUCCUAACCCUCUCCCCGCCGGUUUGCCGCCCUUCCCCAGCUCCCCCCGCAGCGGCACCGACUGGCCCAUGACCCCCGAACCACAGAGCCUCUUCACAUCAGACACAAUACCAGUGUCUUCUUCAACAGACUGGCAGGCCGCCUUUGGCUUUGGCUCAUCCACUAAACAGCAGGAUGAUGACCUGGGCUUUGACCCUUUCGACGUCACCCGCAAAGCCUUGGCCGAUCUGAUAGAGAAGGAGCUAUCGGUGCAGGAUCAGAGCCCUUUGUCCCCCGGGCCCCUGCCUCAUGGGAACCACCAUGGCCCAAGCCUGCUGCCCCCCAACCCCGGCGCCUCCCACCAUUUCCCCAGCGGCCCACCGCGCCUUUCCCAGCUCCACCACAGAGCCAUCUACAGCUCCUACAGUUUCCCCGGCAGUCAAAACAGUCAGGCCAGUCAGCAACAGCCAGCCGCCAGACACCCCUGGAUGGGCGUCCCCACACGCAAUAACCUCACACACUUGAACCACUCAGCCAGUGCUGCCUCACACAGUAAUUUCCUGGACCUGAAUCUGCCCCCUCAGCACAACACAGGACUGGGCGGGAUCCCCAUCUCAGAAAACAGUGGCUCUAUAGACGGCUUAAAUGUGAAAGAAUGGCAGGAUGGCCUGAGAGCUCUCCUGCCCAACAUUAAUAUCAACUUUGGGGGCCUCCCAAACUCCUCUUCCUCCUCAUCAUCCUCCUCCUCCAACAGUGUUAACCACAUUGGCGGGCCAGCGGGCAUCUCUCACAGCCUUAGCUGGGAUGGGACGGCCAGUUGGAUGGACCCUGCUAUUAUCACAGGCAUCCCCGCCUCAGCAGGCAGCAGUUUAGAUUGUCUCCAGGACGACAACCCACCACACUGGCUCAAGUCCCUGCAGGCACUUACAGAAAUGGACGGCCCAGCCAGCUCAGCAGUGCCCACUCCCCAGCCCCUCCACAGUGGCCUCCUCGAUGCCCACCUCCCCCUUCACCACAGAGCCGCCGGCGGCUGGGCUCCCUACCUGCCCCCUCCCACAGCCAACCCCGCCAGCCAGUUCCACUCCCCUCCCCCAGGCUUCCAGACAGCCUUCAGACCCCCGGGCCAGCCCGCCACAGAGCUGCUACAGAGUGCCGCUGUGGACCGCCACUGAACACAGACUACAGCAGACACCCAUCCAUUCCCACUACCACCUUAUACCCACUCAUCCUGUACCCACCUCCCCCCCCCAACGCAAUACACACCAAUCUGCAGAAUAUGAAAAUUAUUAACAAAAUAACAAACAUGCUUUCUUCUUUUUUCUCUUCCUCCUUCCUUUUUGUCUACUCCGAAGGCCUAUUUGUUUUUUGUUUUUUGUUUGUGGCACAUAAGUUAUCAGUACCCUACGUCUGCUACCAUCACCACUCCUUAGACCUAGUUCUGGGCGUAAGGUUGAAAUGUUGGGGAUGAUAUAGCUUACUGUUAAGAGCACAACAACAGUAUAGCAGGAGUGCCCAGUGGUGACACGAGUUAACUCCACAAACUGCGAAGAAACAAAUUAGCUUAAGUGAGGUCUUUUAAAUAACUAAUGAUUAAGCAUGAACAAAAUGUAUGUUUGAAAGUUGAAGUCACGAUUACUUUUGAGGAAUGAAGCAAGCUGUGAAUCUGCUCUUGAAGCUUUGCCCCAAAGACCCUCAUCCUCCCCACUAUAACAGGAGACUGUGAAACGGUUAACCCUCGCAGCUAAGCCCUGAUGGUUGUGAAAAAAAGGCGAGGUGAGAGAGAGAAAAAGUUGGCACUUUGCUUUUCGGGAAAGGUUUUUUUAAAAACAAAAAAAAGAGAGAGAGGGAAAAAAAGCUGAGAAUUGGUAAAAGAGUGAAUGCAGAUGACAGGGGAGUUGAGGGCACAGGCUAUGCAUGGGCUUCCUGUUAGGCAGGGACACAAAUGGCCUGCCUGAGAGGCCACUUUGCCCACAUUCCCUUAAGCAGAGGCCUCUUGGUGGCCUGUUCUGCUUGAGGGAAAAUUUUGCUGAACCUCUGUAUCAGAGGGUAGAGCACUGCCUAACUGAGGGGAGCCAGGGCUUUAGGAAAUCGUGGCACACAUCCUGAGCACUAGGGUUAGAGUGAUACUCACAGUGCCACUGUGUGGCACCUACAGUAGCUAGCCCUAACAUGGACAGCCACCAGUAGAUAGAAAAUGACUAGAUGGGCGAGGAUGUGGCGAAUAUACUCGAGACAAUACUAAUGAGGGUAGCAAUAGGGUUAACAAGCUUCCCUUUGUUGAACCCGCGAGGGCUUAAACGAGGCCUUAAAAUGAACAGAGAGAAAGGAGCUUGAGUGAUUGGAAGGGAAAUCUAGCACCAUGGUUGCUGAAAAAUAUGCACCUAUUGAGAAAAACUGAAAUAAUGUAUGUGACUUCGGCAACUGUAUGUGAGUGUGCGUCACAAAGGAAGGUGCUGCAAGGCAACACAAAGUACUGUAGUAGUGAUUUAAAGAGCUUUCAGCCUUUGGGAAUUGAGAACGACCUCUCCAACCACAGCCUUUUCAUUUUGAAGUCUUAAUUCUGAUCCGUGUUCUCUCUGUCUCUCUCUUUCUCUCUCUUACCCCCCGCUGUCCCCUAUUAAACAGUAUUCACAAGAUGAAUGAACUCAACCAGGAGGAACCAACACAAAAGACAUAACAAUGGGUUUUAACGUGAUGUUGAGAAAAACAUUUGAGGCGUUUAAAGGAACUGAACUGUCCUCUGCAGGUCUGGAAAAAUGAACCUUAAAUAAAACUGAAAACUCA